AAUGGGCAUAGGUUAUGGGUUUUACGUGGAGCUGCGAUUAGUUUAAUGGCAGCGAGGUGGUGGUGGGGAAGGCUUCCUUAUCCUUUGGGUCACCCUGCGACGUACUUUUGUCUUGUAAUGCUGUUCUUCACGAGGGUUUGACAGAGUUUUCCUUUUGAAAAGAUCCCAUCUUUCCAUCUUUUUUGGCCGAAUUCUUCUUCCUUCGGUUUCCCCUUGUGUUGUUCGAAGCGCUUCUUUAAUCAUUGUAUUGCCUCUUUUUUAGCUUUUACCUCCUCACUGUGAGAUUCCCUGCUCUCUUGUUCUUUUAGGGUGUGUGAGACCACCGCACUCACAUCCACUUCUCUUGAGCUGCUGUGCUCCUUGUAGGACCUUCAAAUCACUUGGCUUUGUUGCUACAGUCCGAGAAAUGGGCCGGGCGACGCGGUGGCUGCGGAGCCUGUGGGGUGGGAAGAAGGAGAGCAAGGAUCCCAAGGAGUACUCCCGCUACAGCGGUGGCGAGGACAGGAGGGAGAAGAAAAGGUGGAGCUUCGGGAAGCCAGCCAGGGACGCCGGGGAGGUGGUGCUCGGCCAGAAUGCUUCGACGGCGGCGGCGGUGGAGGCGGCGUGGUUCAGGUCCUUCUACGCUGAGAGCGACAAGGAGCAGAGUAAGCACGCCAUCGCCGUCGCCGCUGCCACAGCUGCGGCCGCCGACGCAGCGGUGGCGGCGGCGCAGGCUGCGGUCGCGGUCGUGCGGCUGACGACCAGGGGGACGGGCGCCGCUCUCGACAGCUGCCGCGAGCGGUACAUGGCGGCGGUCAAGAUCCAGACAUCAUUCAGGGGAUACUUGGCAAAGAAAGCCCUCCGAGCUCUCAAAGCACUAGUGAAGCUACAAGCUUUAGUUAGAGGCUAUCUGGUACGCAAGCAAGCCACAGCUACUCUUCGUAGUAUGCAGGCCCUCAUCAGAGCUCAGGCCACCGUCCGAGCUCAGAGAUCUCGAAAUCUUCUUCCACAUGACCGAAGGUUUCAGCUAGAAUUCCGCCAUCGGCGAUCGUUGGAAAGGUUCGAUGAUACGCGGAGCGAGAACACGUCGUCGUUCCACAGUAGAAGGCUCUCCGCGUGCCUCGAUAAUGUCUCGAACAGCUUCGACCGGAGCCCGAAGAUUGUCGAGGUCGACACCGGCCGCCCGAGGUCGAGGUCUUCCCGACGAAGUACUCCAUCUGUCUUAGACCCCGCCGAAGACUUGCACUGGAGCUCCAUCACGUCUCCUCUCCCAUGCCAGAUUCCGGCGAGGAUCUCCGUCCCCGACUGCCGGGACUUCCAAGACUACGACUGGUGCCUCGCCUUCGAGAAAUGCCGACAAUCUGCAACCGCGCAGAGCACCCCUCGCUGCGCAAGUUCAUGCAGCAACUGGCCAGUCACUGGGGCGAAGAGCGUGUGCGACGAGGACGGAGUUCUCCGCCGCUUCUCGAACGUGCCGAGCUGCCCCAACUACAUGGCGAGCACGGAGUCAUUCGAGGCGAAGUUGAGGUCUCAGAGCGCUCCGAAGCAGCGGCCGGAUCCGGCCGGGACGAGGAAGAGGCUGCCUCUGAGCGAAGCGACGGUGGAGUCCAUGGCUGCUCUUAGCGGAGUGGGAUUCCAGAGGCCCUGUUCUCGAGCUCAGGAGGACUUCAACUUUAGGAGUGCUGUCGUUGGGAAAAUCGACCAGUCCUCCGAGUUGAGGAGGGAGGCAGAGGAAGAGUUCUACUUGCCAAGGAAGUGGUAAUGCAGGAACAGAGUCAUAAGAUUAUUAGAACAAGAGGAACAUAGAGAGAUCUGUACUUCUUUCUCUGGAUCAUUUCUUUUGCUGUUGUGUUCACAGCACUGGUGGAGAGAGAAGCAUAGUGUGGUUUCCAUGUAAAUUCUUGACAAAUCUCAUCUUCCUCAGGAGAUGCAUUGUUUCCUUCCAAGUUAAUCAUCUUCAACCUCUUUAUCUACUGGACUUUGUUGGA
Molecule: messenger RNA, 1967 nt
Organism: Musa acuminata subsp. malaccensis (wild Malaysian banana)
Lineage: Eukaryota; Viridiplantae; Streptophyta; Magnoliopsida; Zingiberales; Musaceae
Product: protein IQ-domain 26-like
Molecular function (GO): protein binding
Source: RefSeq, a predicted model, not a curated record